AUGACGACGAUGAAAGCCGAGUUUCAGCGUAUUUCGCGCAUUUCAGAUCAAAAGGAGAAGACUGCAGCGUACAAGACGCUAUUGGAGGAGCACUUGCAUGAUCCAGUUAGUCUGAAGGCACUUGUGACCCACAUUCUAGGAGAAGAUGUGCUGCUGGUGAUUUCACGCGCUGUUAUCACGCAUUUGGCAUCCGUGGUCGCAGGUAUCGAUGUGGACGCACAUCCGUGGAAACUUGAAUUUAUUUGCUUCUGUCUAGCGAAAAUCAAGCCACGUAUUCUAUCUUUCGAAGAACCUGAUGUGAUGUUUCGUGAGUCGUUAGCAGCCAUGUACAUGGACGAAGAAGAGUACAUUGAAGCGGCCAAAGCAUUGGCCGCUAUAAAUCUUGAAAGCUCAACUCGUCAGUACACGGAUGUAGAGAAGACUGAAAAAUAUGUUAAAAUUGCGGAAUUGUAUCUUCAGGACGAUGAGACGGUAGAUGCCGAGAAUUUUAUCAAUCGUGCAUCGCGUUUUAUUCACAAUAUUGAGGACUGGGCGCUGAAAUUGCGCUAUCAAGUCUCGUACGCCCGAAUUUUAGACGCCAAGCGUAAAUUCUUGGAUGCUGCACUGCGUUAUUAUGAGUUUUCACAAUCUAAGCCAGAUGAAGUGGACCCAGAUGAUUUGUUAGAGCUGCUGGGCAAAGCUGUUACCUGUGCUAUCUUGGCAUCCGCUGGACCACAACGCUCACGUCUAUUGGGCACACUAUAUAAGGACGAGCGCGUCAAAACUAGCGAACACGUGGCAAUUUUAGAGAAAAUGUACAUGGAGCAGCUAAUUCGUCGUCCGGAACUUGUUCAGUUUGAAAAAAGUUUGUUGCCACAUCAGAAGGCUGUGCUGUCGAACGGUUUUACAGUGCUUGAAAAUGCUUUUUUGGAACACAAUCUGCUCGCUGCCAGUCGAAUUUACAGCAACAUAUCACUCGAAGAACUAGGAAAACUUCUCGAGAUCGAGCCAGCCAAUGCCGAACGGGUUGCCGCGACAAUGAUUGGAGAAGAUCGCAUGAAGGGCAGUAUUGAUCAGCAUAUGGGAUUUCUUGAGUUUGAAAACACGGAAGACGAGGUUCUGACUGCUUUUGAUACGCGAAUUAGCUCCAUUUGCUUCAAUGUCAAUCAAUGUGCAGAGCAGAUUGAACACCAAUACCCAGACAUUGUUCGCUCUGCGUUUACUGCCACUGCCCCUUAA
Messenger RNA from Plasmopara halstedii, 1218 nucleotides. Its product is annotated as cop8 (constitutive photomorphogenic) homolog. The transcript has 5 exons. Gene Ontology annotation, cellular component: cytosol; COP9 signalosome. Bases 1 to 1218 code for a protein of 405 amino acids. NCBI's taxonomy places the organism in Eukaryota, Oomycota, Peronosporomycetes, Peronosporales, Peronosporaceae. The record is from RefSeq and is a predicted model, not a curated record.